Messenger RNA from Cherax quadricarinatus, 1351 nucleotides. RefSeq names its product probable methyltransferase-like protein 24. Lineage: Eukaryota; Metazoa; Arthropoda; Malacostraca; Decapoda; Parastacidae. The record is from RefSeq and is a predicted model, not a curated record.
UGUGUGUGUGUGUGUGUGUGUGUACGUGUGUGUACGCAGGAAAGAUUGCACAGAAACUGCAAUAUACAUAUAUUUUCCUCGUCAUUUAGCUGACAGUUUUCCUCCUGACGUUGGUUAAGUGAUUUAGUGAAGCUUGAAGCUUGAGUAUACGCUUAAAUCUCACUAAAACACUGCACAUGACCAGCAGCACACUGACAGCAACAGCCCCAGGUCUUAGUACAACACCACGUGAAGAGGUUGGAGAGCCAGUUGUCAACAUGGCACGGAUGCAGCUCCGUGUGACGCCCCUGGCACUCUACCUGCUGGCACUAGCUUGCUACAGCACCAUCAUGUUCCUCUCUACCCUGGACUCUGACCCUGCCCUCCUAGAGCCAGGUCACCUGGGUCAUUACCACCAGGACACCCAGCACAGUGAUCUACAGCAACUCAACUCCACUAUACGUAACCUCAGAGCAUUUAGAAGGAGGAUGUCUCACUGGAGGCUGAGACAAGUGGAGGAUUUCUACUCCAGAAUGGAAAUACAGGAGACCACCUGUAGUAAGAUGAUCUCCCUGGGAGGAACUUCUUGUAGGAGGGCUGUGGAUAACGAGAAGUACGUGUGUCUGGACCAGGAUGUGGCUAUUACACCUGGUAACUGUACUGUCUACUCCUUCGGUAUUGGUCACGAUACCACUUUUGAUGAUCAGGUAAACAACUUCGGGUGUCAAGUAUUUAUGUUCGACCCCACAGUGAACCAGGAUACCAUCAGGAGAACCAAUAACAAGAACCAACACUUCUACCUGCUCGGUCUAGACGCCAGUAACUAUAAUCUAAGUGUGGAUCUCAAGUACACUGACAACAAGACGGAGACCAUUGUGGGAGAACUGGACACCUUUGAUAGCAUCAGGUCUCGCCUGGGUCACCAGCAUCUACCAGUCCACUACCUUAAGCUAGACAUUGAAAACUCAGAGUGGAGAGUGUUACCAUACAUGCUGGAGAGAGGACUCCUACAUAGUGUUAAACAACUGGCUAUUGAAGUUCACACACUCGAUAUCAUCAGUGCCCCUCAACACCGGGUGCUGGAGAUGUUGGAGGGAUACCUGCAGGUACUACAAGGACUCAGGAAGGAAGGAUUCUUGAGAGUGUCGUACCGUCCUACCGUGGUUCUUGAGACGCUGUACCACGUCCCAGGCAAGAACCGUACCAUACCUACUUGCUUCGAAGUCCUCUACUUACGUCGUGGUUCUGUCUCCUGAGGUGCCUACCUCGGGGAGAUUGAUGGUACCUACCUCCACACACACACAGACACACACACUUCAAUGUUCGCUCAAGGAAUAGUGCAGAGUGGUCACAAAAUUUCACUAUAAUAAAA